This is a messenger RNA of Prionailurus viverrinus (fishing cat), 957 nucleotides long. RefSeq names its product keratin-associated protein 10-9-like. Gene Ontology annotation, cellular component: keratin filament. Lineage: Eukaryota; Metazoa; Chordata; Mammalia; Carnivora; Felidae. The record is from RefSeq and is a predicted model, not a curated record. The transcript has 2 exons. The coding region runs from base 1 to 957 and encodes 318 amino acids.
AUGGCCGCGUCCACCCUGUCCGUCAGCUCCAGCGACCUGAGCUAUGGCAGCCGCGUCUGCCUGCCCGGGGCCUCGGACUCCUGCCCCGACUCUUCCUGGCAGGUGGACGACUGCCCAGAGAGCUGCUGCGAGCCCCCGUGCUGCGCCCCGGCCCCCUGCCUGACCCUCCUGUGCGGCCCCUCUUCCCCCUGCCAGGGAGACUGCUGCACCCCUGCGUGCUGCAAGCCCGUCUGCUGCACCCCUGUCUGCUGCAAACCCAUCUGCUGCACCCCUGUGUGCUGCAAGCCCGUGUGCUGCACCCCUGUCUGCUGUGAGGACUCCCCCUGCACAACCUCUUCAUGCUGCCAGCCGUCCUGCUGCACCUCCUCCCCCUGCCAGGGAGACUGCUGCACCCCUGCAUGCUGCAAGCCCGUCUGCUGCACCCCUGUCUGCUGCAAGCCCGUGUGCUGCACCCCUGUCUGCUGUGAGGACUCCCCCUGCACAACCUCUUCAUGCUGCCAGCCGUCCUGCUGCACCUCCUCCCCCUGCCAGGAAGACUGCUGCACCCCUGUGUGCUGCAAGCCCGUGUGCUGCACCCCUGUCUGCUGCAAGCCUGUCUGCUGCACCCCUGUCUGCUGCAAACCCGUCUGCUGCACCCCUGUGUGCUGCGAGGACUCCCCUUGCUCAGCCCCUUCCUGCUGCCAGCCCAGCCCCUGCUGCAGACCCUCCUCCUGCGUGUCCCUGCUCUGCCGUCCCGUGUGCAGGCCCACCUGCUGCUCCCCUGUCUGCUGCAAGCCCGUCUGUUGCACCCCUGUCUGCUGCAAGCCUGUCUGCUGCACCCCUGUCUGCUGCAAGCCUGUCUGCUGCACCCCUCCCAGCCCCUGCUGCAGACCCUCCUCCAGUGUAUCCCUGCUCUGCCGCCCCGUGUGCCCCCGCCCUGCCUGCUGCGUCCCCGCCUCAGGCCAGUCCUGCUGCUGA